AUGUAUUAUCGGCGGCUAAGCUUCGAAAAUGAUCUGUUCACGGCGACAGCCUACAAAAGAAAUUACCGGAAUCCGCUGAUCGAACAUCUCUUCACUUCGAGACGAUCACGGCCGCUAAAGCCUAAUUCGUUGUCAGCAACCCGGAUCAAAUCCACAGCCCCGAGUCUUGACGAAAGAGCCAUAACUCCAAAUACUCAUGAGAGCCUGCAGGUCCAUGUUCAAAAGGAAUUUGCCAAUGAGCAAGCCAAACAGAGCUACGUCGCUGCCCUCGAAAGCUUGAGUAAGAGUGACAAGGACAAAGCUCUUCUCGAGGCUUGCCGUAGUGGUGAUGCAAAGCUUGUUGAAUCUUAUUUGAAGAAUCAAAGGAGCUAUGGCGAGCAAAACUAUGCUCGAAAGCGCCUUCUGCUGGAAGGCUUGAAAGAUGCGAUUGUAGUCGGAUAUCAUGACGUUGUGAGGAGGCUCCUAAGCCUUGACAUUCCCCUUAACAACCCAUUACCGGGGGCCUACGGCUGGGUUCCUCUUCAAUUUGCCGCUCACAGAGGCGAUGUAGCAAUGGCAAAUAUACUCUUGGAAGCCGGGGCCGAUGUGUCUCCCUCGGGCAGCGGCACCACCCCACCCAUCCACAUUGCUUCACAUAGAGGAAGCUUGGAGAUCACUUCUAUGUUGCUUACUGCCGGCGCUGCUAUUGACUCAACCGAUGGCUACGGAUUCCAACCAAUCCAUCUCGCAUCGACGUAUGUAGAGAGAUCUGCUCAAAUUGCCCUACUCGUCAGCGCAGGCGCAAAUGUAGAAGCACUAAACCCUCUCGCACCGUCGUGGCAGACGUCCCCACUCCAACUCGCGUGCCUUACAGGCCAACUGGCAAACGUGUGCGCUCUCCUUGACCUCGGCACCAUAAUCGACAUGGGGCGAAACCUUCUCGACGCGCCACUGGGUAUCGCGAUCCGCCAACGUCAUGUAAGGAUCGUACAGGCAGUUUUGAAGCGUGGCGCUGAUGCAAAUUAUGCGUCCAAAUCCAAAUCGAAGAGCUUGUUCGCUACGCAAAGCGUUCGUCUGGGAGGACCCGGCAUGACGCCUCUUAGCCUAUUAGCCAAGCAUUUCGGUGACGCGCGCAGGAAGACUGCGCUCGAUCAGCCGAUGCUUGAGUUACUACUGGAGCAUGGCGCGGAUUUGAAGUCGAAGGAUGAUGAAGGUAAUCAGGUUCUGCAUUAUCUAUGCAUGAGCCAGUCCUCGGUGAACCUCGACUUCAGGAACAAUGCGAACGACGAGAGAUUAAUUUUGACGCUCUUGGACCAGGGCAUCGACGUCAAUGCUACGAACUAUCACGGCGAGUGUCCGCUGUUCCUGGCUGCUGUGAACUGCAACGAACAACUCGUUUCUUUGCUCUUGCUGAACGGAGCGAGGUGUUUGUCCAGUGCGGAGCUUUUUCGAUUGUCUAAGAUCGUGGAAGGGGUUGAAAAGGGACGACCAGAUAUGCGAGAUAAUUUUAGGGAGGUGAUGAGGCUUUUCGAUACAGAAAAAGAGAAGGGAGCGAGGGAGGAAGUGGAGAAAGUGCCGAGACGGGCGUGA
Messenger RNA from Letharia columbiana, 1569 nucleotides. RefSeq lists its product as uncharacterized. NCBI's taxonomy places the organism in Eukaryota, Fungi, Ascomycota, Lecanoromycetes, Lecanorales, Parmeliaceae. The record is from RefSeq and is a predicted model, not a curated record. Gene Ontology annotation, molecular function: protein binding. The transcript has a single exon. Bases 1 to 1569 code for a protein of 522 amino acids.